AUGACAAAGCAAGAGAAUGACAAUCUCACUGAGACCACCCGCCAGGCAGAGAAGCAUUCGAUGCCCUCUAGCCCAACCAGCGUGUUCGCCUGGCUGCCGAGCAAGAACAAGCACAACACGUUGCAAGAUCCCGACUCCGACCGAUGCAAACGAAGCGGCCCGGCUUCGUCAAAACCAAACCCCGAACCGAGCCCAAACCGAAUCAGCCCAGCCGAACCGAGAUUGAUGAACCACCACUGGAAGCCAGAAACCAAUGCAUCAUGA
This is a messenger RNA of Penicillium daleae, 264 nucleotides long. RefSeq lists its product as uncharacterized. The record is from RefSeq and is a predicted model, not a curated record. The transcript has 2 exons. Bases 1 to 264 code for a protein of 87 amino acids. Lineage: Eukaryota; Fungi; Ascomycota; Eurotiomycetes; Eurotiales; Aspergillaceae.